This is a messenger RNA of Elephantulus edwardii (Cape elephant shrew), 1626 nucleotides long. It is a transcript of the gene BMT2, whose product is annotated as chromosome unknown open reading frame, human C7orf60. The record is from RefSeq and is a predicted model, not a curated record. Bases 117 to 1331 code for a protein of 404 amino acids. The transcript has 5 exons. Gene Ontology annotation, biological process: negative regulation of TORC1 signaling. NCBI's taxonomy places the organism in Eukaryota, Metazoa, Chordata, Mammalia, Macroscelidea, Macroscelididae.
UCUGGUCCUCUGCCUUCUCCCGCGGCAGCCUCCUCUGCUGCCUCCUCCUUCUCCACCUCCUCCGCCGGGCGGGCGUCUGCGGGGGCCCGAGUGGCAGGGGCGGCGGCGGCGGCGAAAUGGAGCAGGGGGCCGGCGGCCGAGGCACCGCUCGCCAUCAGGGGUCCGGGCCCCGGAGCAGCCCGCCGCCCCAGGAGCAGGAGCGGAAGCUGGAGCAGGAGAAGCUCUCCGGGGUGGUGAAGAACGUCCACCGGCGGCUCCGCAAGAAGUACCGGGAAGUGGGUGAUUUUGAUAAGAUCUGGCGAGAACACUGUGAGGACGAGGAAACCCUUUGUGAAUAUGCUGUUGCAAUGAAAAAUCUGGCAGAUAAUCAUUGGGCAAAAACUUGCGAGGGCGAAGGUCGUAUUGAAUGGUGUUGUAGUGUAUGCAGAGAGUAUUUUCAGAAUGGUGGGAAGAGAAAAGCACUUGAGAAAGAUGAAAGAGCAAUCCUUGCCACCAAGACCACUCCAGCCUUCAAUAUGCAUGAGUCUUCUAAACGGGAAGGCCAUUUAACCAACCUCAGCUUUAAAAACCCUGAACUGAUAACCGAGUUACUACAAGCCUCAGGAAAAAUCAGAUUACUUGAUGUUGGCAGCUGCUUUAACCCGUUCCUGAAGUUUGAAGAAUUUCUAACUGUUGGCAUCGACAUCGUGCCCGCUGUAGAGAGUGUAUAUAAAUGUGACUUCCUGAACUUACAGCUUCAGCAGCCACUCCAACUUGCCCAGGACGCUAUCGAUGCCUUUUUAAAGCAGCUGAAAAACCCUAUCGAUUCUCUCCCUGGAGAGCUUUUCCAUGUUGUCGUUUUCUCGCUCCUUCUUUCUUAUUUCCCUUCACCUUACCAGCGAUGGAUAUGCUGCAAGAAAGCCCAUGAACUCUUAGUGCUCAAUGGUUUGUUACUUAUCAUCACUCCUGAUUCUUCCCAUCAGAACCGCCAUGCUAUGAUGAUGAAAAGCUGGAAGAUUGCUAUCGAAUCUCUGGGCUUCAAACGUUUCAAGUAUUCAAAAUUUUCACAUAUGCAUCUGAUGGCGUUUAGGAAAAUCUCCCUAAAAACCACAAGUGACUUGGUUAGUAGGAACUACCCAGGAAUGUUAUAUAUUCCUCAAGAUUUCAACAGCAUAGAAGAAGAGGAGUAUUCGAACCCUUCCUGCUAUGUCCGAUCAGAUCUAGAGGAUGAACAGCUAGCAUACGGCUUCGCAGAACUCCCUGAUGCUCCAUAUGACUCAGAUUCUGGAGAAAGUCAAGCCGGCUCUAUUCCUUUCUAUGAGCUAGAAGAUCCCAUAUUACUUUUAAGCUAAGACUCUCUAAACGCAGACUCCUUCAACUAAAUGCUUACACUAAUUGGAAAUACUAAUAUGAGCUCAGUACUCCAAACCUGGUUUGCAUAGAUGUAUCGCAAAAGUUUACAAAGUUUGCUAUUUUUUUCUACUUUUCAAUUUAAAAAUGUAUUCUUCUAUAGAAAGCUUCACGUUUCAGGCAGUGACUGCUGCCAUUGCAAAAACCACUGAUAACUGUAGUAUUUAGCACUAGGAUGUCAUGGAAAGGUACCUCUUUUCUCUUCAGUACUGUCAUGGAAAAUGAAGCAUAUUUGCU